This is a messenger RNA of Serendipita indica DSM 11827, 345 nucleotides long. NCBI's taxonomy places the organism in Eukaryota, Fungi, Basidiomycota, Agaricomycetes, Sebacinales, Serendipitaceae. The record is from the annotation of a GenBank genome assembly.
AUGAGCGGCCGACUUUGCUCUCGUGGUCUACAACGCUCGUUUGCAACUUCUACUCGAGUUCUAAACUCGCCAACUUCUCAGUCGUUGGCCGCCAAAGUCGCCCCGAUAGAGCCAAUCGCUCCAGCACCACCGCCGCGACGAGUUUCUGCGCACGUUCGACGUAUAGAGACUGUAGAAAAGGAGCUCAAAGCAUUGACCGAGAGGACAGCGGAGAAGAAUGAUGUCUCGAAAUUGAGGGCCGAAAUGAAGCAGCUGUAUGAUGGUCUUCAUAUCGAGUUUCUCGACCUUCGAGCACACGUCUGGGGCCUUCGUGAGUAUCAUUUUAGCUCCUCGACUUUCGCUUGA